This is a messenger RNA of Pygocentrus nattereri (red-bellied piranha), 2822 nucleotides long. It is a transcript of the gene cavin2b, whose product is annotated as caveolae associated protein 2b. The coding region runs from base 145 to 1446 and encodes 433 amino acids. Gene Ontology annotation, molecular function: protein kinase C binding. Gene Ontology annotation, cellular component: caveola; cytoplasm. The record is from RefSeq and is a predicted model, not a curated record. NCBI's taxonomy places the organism in Eukaryota, Metazoa, Chordata, Actinopteri, Characiformes, Serrasalmidae. The transcript is spliced from 2 exons.
CGCAGUCUGGAAGCUGAAACUUUUUCCUCAAAAACAGCGGACAAGCUCAGACAAGAGCGCACACACACACGCGCUCACAGGGCGUGGUGCGGCAGAGAGUGUAAGAGCGUGCGAGUGUGAGCUGUGUCGUGAGUGUGUGUGAAAAUGGGUGAAGACGGAGUUAAGAUCGAGAGAAGGAGCGUUACUGACGGACAUGAGAGCCAAGAGCUGCACGUCCCGGACCCCUCAGACCCCUCACACGCUCACACACAGGCCCAGCCUGAGCCGGAUGGUGUGUGUGCCAUCACGGUUUUGACCCUGCUGGACCAGCUGGUGAAGAUGCUGGAUCGCGUCCAGGAGGACCAGGGCCGUCUUGAGCAGCGACAGGCGCAGGUGGAGGGCGCCGUCCUCGGGAUCCAAAACAACAUCACCAAACUCAGCAAAAAUCACAGCAUCACCGCAAACACCCUCAGCAAGCUGCUGGACAAGAGCCGCAAGGUCAGCGUGCACAUGAAGGAGGUCAGGGAUCGCAUGGAGAAACAGGCCGUCCAGGUGAAGAAGCUAGAGGCCAACCACGCACACCUGCUCCACAGAAACAACUUCAGAGUGCUCAUCUUCCAGGACGAGACUGAGAUUCCCUCCAGUGUGUUUGUGAAGGACCCGCCGCCGUUCCCCCGUGAUGCUGAGAAUGAAUCUGUGAAUCUUGACCCCAACCGCUCACAGGAGGAGCUCCAGACCAUCCAGCUUUCCUCUGACGAGGAGCUGGGACCAGAGGAGGAAGAGGAGGAUGAGGACGAAGAAUGUUUUGAAAUGAUAGAGCUGGCUGGAGAGCAUAUGGAAAAGUCUCGUGCCGAGAAGAUCAAGCGAUCCAGCCUGAAGAAAGUGGAUAGCCUGAAGAAGGCCUUCUCCCGGCAGAACUUCGAGAAGAAGAUGAACAAGAUUGUUUCUGCAGAGAAGCGUGAGAAGAUCAAGAAGAGCCUGACGCCCAGCCACCAGAAAAACCCUGGCGCCAAGAGUUCCUCCUUCAAGGUUUCCCCACUCUUUGGCAGGAAGAAGGUGAAGGAAGUUAAGGAAGAGCCUGAAGGGGACGAGCCUGUGGAGGCUGAGAGUUCUUCCAUCGCCGCAGCAACCAUUGAGCUCGACCCCAUAAACAGCCCUGACCAGAACCUGACCUUCACUCAGGUCCAUUCCCAGUUGGCUCCCGAUCAGCAGGAGCUGAAAGCCACUUUUGAAGCCAUGGAGAAGGAGGAGAUCAUGGAGAAGGAGGAGAUGUUCAUGGAACAAGAGGAAAUGGCUGAGGGGGUGAGUGAGGAGUACGCUCUGUCCGCCACACUGCCCCAGGAUGCCUCCCGUGGAGAGAUCUCCCACAAUGCUCUGCACGGAGAAGAGGAGGAGGAGUAUGAAGAUCAGGAGAAGGAGAGAUAUGUAGGUGUCGUUCAAUCUGGAGGGAGCGCUGUGGAGUCUUAAAUUUCUAACACACACUAACACACUCCUGUUCUCAGUUGAGCAAUACAAGCAUAAAUCAGAUUCAGCUCUGACUGUUUAAAGCGAUAGUUCAGUUCACAUUACCCCAGUUUCCCCCGCUGACCGAUCCCCCACCCCACCCCCACCAAUUGACCCCCUCUCUCUCUGACUCCCCCACUGACCCCCCCAAGUUUACUUCUUUAAUGUUAGAGCUCUGAGGCUAAUGUAGCUAACAAGUAAUCAGCCUUAAUCAAGCCUUGACUCUGAGUAAGGGGGUGUCAGAGGGGCUGGGGGUUCGACUGGGGGAAUUUUUGGCUGAACUAUCACUUUAAGAGCUGAAGGAUGAGCACACACCCAGCUCUGCCUGCACGCCCUGCGACUCUUCUCUACCCACAAUGCAUCUGUCCUGGAAUGUUCCAUGAAAGCAAGCUGGACUUCAUCCUGUUUCCUGUUUACAGAGUCUACAGCAUCACAGCGCCACCAUCAGGACACAACACAGAAAUGAGCGUUUGUGUCCUGUUAUAAUCUGCUGCAGUCCUUAAGCACGUUGUGUUUAAUUAGCAUCAAAUACUGUGAAUCUCUGAAGUUCUGAAAUGUUCAAAGUCAUGUUUAACAGCCAAUCAGACGCAGGGGAAUAAUAACAGAGUGUCCUGUCUAUAUGUAUGAGAAUCCUGUCGGACAGUAUUAAACUGAAUUAGAGAGUAACAGAGUGUAUUUGAGUACAACAGAGUGUAUUUUGGCUGUUUAAGAUGUUUCAGUGAUGUUGAUGUUGAGAGCAGGUAGUUCCUCAAAAAAAUUUGGCUGUGUAGAUUAAAGAGAGUCAGACAGACAGAGAGAGGUGUGGAAAAAACAAGUGGGUCUGGAUGCUGCAUGAAGUCAAGGUCUUGUCAAAUUUAAAGCCAAACUCAUUUUGGGGAACAAAAGGGUUUAAUUAAGAAAUGUAUCCACUAAUAAAUAUAAAACCAGAAAAUUAACAAACCUAUUAGAGCUAAAUCUGCUUGGGGAGAAACAUUAUGGAAAAGACAUACAUUCUCAUAUUACUAAUGAGAACAUAUUUAGUAUAUUUUUAUCUCUGCUCUGAGUGCAGGUGUGUGUGUGUGUGUAUGUGUGUUUCAGAUGUGAAAACCAAUAACUUUAACUCUGAUUCUAACACUUUUCUUCCUCACAGUUAGAAUAUUGGGGCUAUAUGAGUGUAAUCCAGCUGAUCACUGACGCAGCACUGUAUUAGAGAAGCUUUAAUGUUCACACUUAUAUUGUGAAAAAUUACUGAUGCCAAAGAAUCUGUUUGAGUUCAGAAUCUUCACCUUCAUUUAUUACUGAAGCACCUGUUUCUGUUUAUUCUCACAGUGAAAAACUAAUAAAAACUUUGAAACUCCUGA